Molecule: messenger RNA, 1791 nt
Organism: Sebastes umbrosus (honeycomb rockfish)
Lineage: Eukaryota; Metazoa; Chordata; Actinopteri; Perciformes; Sebastidae
Gene: tslig3b
Product: family with sequence similarity 98 member B
Cellular component (GO): tRNA-splicing ligase complex
Source: RefSeq, a predicted model, not a curated record
CUCACAUACGGAGUACACCGGAACUUGCAAGGAAGGAAGCAUGAGAGCGCUGCAGAAAUGAAUGAGUGCAAAACCUGUUCAUGUUGACCGUGUUGUCAUGUGUUCAGUAGACUAACACAUAUAAAAGACAGAUCCAGCGAUGGAGAGCGACAUUCUGGACUCGCUGGAGCAGCUCGGAUACACCGGUCCUCUGCUGGAGGAGAAGUCUCUGCUGGGAGCCGCAGAGGGAGGCCUGUCCUCACCAGAGUUUGUGGAGCUGUGCAGGUGGCUGGCAUCCAGUUUAAAGCCUCUGUGUGACCUGGAGGAGAGCAUCACUUCCGGUCCAGACGACAUGGACAGCCUCCAGGUGGAGAUGAGUGGUUUGCUUAAAGAGCUGCACUGUCCUCACGAAGAAGCCGUUUCAGGGAUUCUCAAGGGCGGUGUGCGAACUGCAAAAGAUCAUCUCAAGUUUGUCUUGUUUCUAAGCUCCGAGCUCCAGGCAGCUCAGAUUGUGAGGAGCAGAGGAGUCGCUCACAAACAACAAGAAGAGAGUCCGGUGUGUCAGGAGCUCCUGGCAAUCUGUCAAACACUGAACCUACCAGAGCCCAGAGGACAGGACGCAGCGGGAGUUUUCUCUCAAGUCCAAGACAAGGUUGAUAAAGUACUUAAAGAUCUUCCAAAUGGCUCCAUUGAAAAGCCAGUAUUAAAGAAAUCUCUACUCAGUGAACAAUGGGAGAAGUUGCACAACAUAAACACAGCUCUGUCCUCAGAGUACGAGUGUCGGCGCAGGAUGCUGAUCAAACGGCUGGACGUCACAGUUCAGUCAUUCGGGUGGUCGGACAGAGCCAAGGUAAAGGUGGACAGCAUGGCGAGGGCUUACCAGCCCAGGAGACACUCUCUGAGGCCGCAGUCCACGGUGGACAUGGCUAAUCUGCUGGCCGCCAGAGAAGACAUCUGCAACGUGGUGAAGACCAGCAGCGGCUCCAGCAGGGAGAAGACGGCGUGUGCAGUCAACAAGAUUCUGAUGGGGAGAGUCCCGGACAGAGGAGGACGACCCUCAGAGAUACAUGCCCCGCCUCCUGAGAUGCCACCCUGGCAAAAACGACAAGAUGGAGGAGGUGGUUGGGGAGGCCGCGGUGGUGGAAGAGGUGGAGGUGGUGGAAGAGGAGGAGGAGGUGGAGGAGGAGGAGGAGGAGGAGGAGGAGGUGGUGGUGGUGGUGGUGGUUGGGGAGGAGGAGGUGGAUGGAACCAAGGAGGACAUGGUGGACAUGGAGGAAAGAGAGGACGGUACCAGUAUUAGUUUUUGCUCGCACAUUUUUUUGCGUUGGUAUUAUUUAAAGUGAUCCGGAUGUCGUGUUUGACAUGAACUCAAUUCUGUUUUUUUCCGUGUUUUCUAUGGAGGGAGAAAACACGUUUUUUUUAUGUGAUGGCAGUGAAACUCUUCCUCAUUUAGAUGAUGCAAAAUGCGCAUAUUUUUUUUUAUUUUUAUUAGUGUUUCAUUUUGCUUUUUUUAAAUACCAGUAAUACCAUGACAUCAUUACGAGUACUUUUUUUGUACAAGUACAAAUGACAAAUGAUUGAACAUCUGCACUGGGCCAUAAUACUGUAACUGUGUCUCAAGUCCAUACUAAUUCUAAGGAGGAUUUUAGUAUGUAUUGUUUUCACACUGUUAAAGUGACUGUUUUAAGUACGCUUAAUUUAUUCAGUAAGGGUACUAAAAAAAAAUUUGAGCGUCUUGUUGAAAGACCCUAUUCUCCCACAAUGCAAUGCACAAUAGGAAUGGAGGACUAUGUUCCAAAUCGCAUACUUUUU